This is a messenger RNA of Drosophila teissieri, 3081 nucleotides long. RefSeq names its product limbic system-associated membrane protein. The transcript is spliced from 9 exons. The record is from RefSeq and is a predicted model, not a curated record. NCBI's taxonomy places the organism in Eukaryota, Metazoa, Arthropoda, Insecta, Diptera, Drosophilidae. The coding region runs from base 23 to 1414 and encodes 463 amino acids. Gene Ontology annotation, molecular function: protein binding; axon guidance receptor activity. Gene Ontology annotation, biological process: synapse organization; homophilic cell-cell adhesion. Gene Ontology annotation, cellular component: plasma membrane; axon; neuronal cell body.
UCCAGGCAGCAACAGCCGCUCGAUGAGCAACGUGCAACAGUCGGCGGUGGCACCCUCCACGCUGACCGCCACCCUGCCCCGCUUCCUGUCCAGAGGACACACCUACCGCGCCGUCGUCGGGGACACGCUCGUCCUGCCCUGCCAGGUGGAGAAUCUGGGCAAUUUCGUCCUUCUGUGGCGACGGGGAACAAAUGUGCUCACUGCCUCCAACAUUAUGGUUACAAGGGAUGAGCGCGUAAGACUGAUAGAUGGUUAUAAUUUAGAGAUAUCCGAUUUGGAGCCUCAAGAUGCCGGGGAUUAUGUUUGUCAAAUCAGUGACAAAAUAAAUCGUGAUCAAGUGCACACAGUUGAGAUAUUGGUUCCGCCCAGUGUACGGGCCAUUCCCACAUCCGGACAACUGCAGGCCCGCAAAGGAGGACCCAUUACGCUGGAGUGCAAGGGAUCUGGUAAUCCGGUGCCAUCCAUUUACUGGACCAAGAAGAGCGGCGCAAACAAGUCGUCAGCCAGGAUCGGAGACGGACCCAUUCUGACCCUGGAGAAGCUGGAGCGCCAGCAGGCGGGAGUCUACCAGUGCACCGCCGACAACGGAGUGGGUGAUCCGGUCACAGUCGACAUGCGGCUGGAUGUGUUGUAUCCCCCGGAUAUACAAGUGGAGAAAUCCUGGAUACACUCGGGCGAAGGAUUCGAGGCGAAGCUCGUUUGCAUUGUUUUCGCUGAUCCAGUCGCAACGGUGUCCUGGUACCAGAACUCAUUUCCGAUCCAAUCGACGGACAGGCGCAUCAUGGCCACCAGAGCCAACCGUCACAUGCUCACCAUCCGCCACAUCCAGCAGGAGGACUUUGGCAACUACAGCUGCGUGGCGGACAACUCGCUGGGACGCUCCCGCAAAUACAUGGAGCUCUCCGGACGUCCCGGCGCCGCCGAGUUCUACUCACCCAAGUGGGGUCGUUUGCCGGACAGCUACAAUCUGACCUGGAAAAUCGAUAGCUACCCGCCGCUGGAGGAGGUCCGCCUACUCUACCGUCGAGUGCAGAUGAAUGAGACGUACCAGCAGCCGGGCAGGUGGCACGACUUCAUCCUCACCCCGGAGCACCGACCGGCCUCGGAGCCCCUCACACACAUCAUGUCCUACACCAUCAAGAAUCUGCAUCCGGGCGGCUACUACGAGGCAAUUGUGCAGGCCAAGAAUCGCUACGGCUGGAAUGAGGUCAGCGAUAUAUUUCAAUUUGUCGUCGCCAACAGCAGCCAGGACAUUGGCCCCGAGGACGCCGAGGUGGUGGCCAGCUCCAAGUCGCGCAGCAAUAGUGCCUCCACAGGCCGCCUGCCGGGAUCCACGCUCCUUCACACGGCACUCCUCCUGGCCCUGGCCUUGAGUAAUUGCCAAUUCGACAGACGCCGACUGGGCCUGGGAUAAGCGGUUGAUACAGACAAUCCUGGUCUGGAUCGUGAUCGGGAUCAGGAUCAAAAUCGGGAGCAGCACAAGACAAGGGGAAUCACUCGCACUUAGAGGAGGAGGCAGUUGCCGGGGAAGGACGGAGACAUGGAGUGUAUAGAAAUCCAGCAGAAGAAUAUACGAUUUUAUUCUACACCUAACCUGUCCACCAAGAGAGCAAGUGAAUCCAGACCUACACUAAGCAACAAAGAAAAAGAGAGAUUGCAAACCAAAAAGCUGAACGAGUAACCCAUGUAAAUAAUUUUUCAAGAGUUUUUGUCCACGAUUAAAUUAGCACACACCCAAUCACACGUACAGCCGGAAAAUGGUUAAUGGAAAUUGCAAUUGGAGGAGGCAAAUCCAACAUUCCACCAUUCCAACAUCCAAAGCCCACCCCCAGUUCCAUCCCCAUGGUAGAGUAAGCAAGUCGAACUAGGUCAUGUAAAUAAGCAUUAGAUAUCUGAAUGUGAACUGCAUUUUACUUCAUAAAUGUUGGGCUGAUGCGGCCCGAUGUGCAGGAUGUGCAGGAUGUGCAGGAUGUGCGGGAUGUGUAUGUAAAUUAAGCAAACAUUAUAUAGUGAUAUUAUUUAGUUUCGAGCGAAACCAUAAAUAACAAACUACUCGUAUUGGAGAUGAAAUAAAACACACACCGCAAAAUGUUAGUAUGUAAAGUAAUUGCCACGUUUCCGUUUUGAAUUCGGAUGCAAAUUCAAAUUCAAAUUCGAGAUCGAGUUCGAGUUCGAGUUCAUUUCAUUUGUAUUGCCACUUUCUCGAUUGCAGUUGUAGUCUUAUUUUAGCCAGUAAGCGCACCCAUAACCAAAAAGGAUAACAACGUAACAGCAAUUCAAUGUAAUGUUUUUCGAUGUAAAUUAGAAUUUAAGCAAACGUGUUGUACCACCAAAAAAAAAGGAAGGCAAAAGGUCGAAAAACAUAAUACCCCACUCAAAAUCGGAAUCGAAAUCGGAAUAUUAUUCGGAGUAUUUGAAUGUGAAUCUUUGCAUACAUAUUAGCGGCACGUGAAUGUCACGAGUGUCGAACCUGUAAAUAAAUACAUAAAUACGUGAAUAAUAUUGAGUGUUGCGAACCCAGCAGGCAUUUUAUCAGCUUUUGCACCUUUCCAAUUGUACGAUCCGAAUCCGUAACCGUACUGUUUCAUUUAGGGCACACCAUAGAGGUCAAGGGUCACUUGUAUAUUUGAUAGGCCGCGGCCUACAACUCGAACUCGUACACAACCUUCUGUACUCAGCAUGUCGAUCGAUCGAACGAGGCCAAAACCAAAACCAACACCGAAACCAAAACUGAAACAGAAACCAAAACCGUAUUCAGAAAGGGGAAUCGAGUGCGAGUCGAAUAGAAAAGUAAAAAAGUAAAAGCGUUACAAUUUAUCUACAUAAAUGUGUAUGUGUGUGUACCUUACAUAGCCAGUUGGAUGCAGGAUGCAGGAUGCAGGACGAAUCGCAGGCAUUACUACAGAUAACAUAUAGUUGAGAAGGGGUUCCCCGAAAUGGAUCCCAGUCUGCAGCUAAAUACCAGUAUAAUUCAGAUUAAACAGAUAUAGCUAAGCACGUGACCGGUACGUGUUCAUAAAAAGUGAAUUCAUUAAUUACUAACUACAUAGUACGAUGCUAAUUGUAUGAUUAAUGCGCAUA